AUGAAGCUUAAUAAACGUCAUGCCAAGUGGGUGGAAUAUUUGGAGUCAUUUCCAUACGUGAUAAAGUACAAAAAGGGAAAGGAAAAUGUUGUAGCGGAUGCUUUAUUGCGAAGGGAAGUUGUUUGUUUACAUGGAAUUCCAAGAACGAUUGUAUCUGAUCGUGAUGCAAAGUUUCAGAGCCAUUUUUGGAGAUCAUUGUGGGGAAAGCUUGGAACGAAGCUGUUGUUUUCGACUACUUGUCAUCCACAAACGGAUGGACAAACAGUGGUGUUGUGGGAAGAAUGUUUUCCUCACAUCGAAUUUGCUUACAAUCGUUAUGUCCACUCUGCUACUAAGUUUUCUCCUUUUGAAGUAGUUUAUGGCUUUAAUCCAUUAACUCCCCUUGAUUUAUUGCCAUUGCCUAAUGAUCAAUUUGUACAUGUAGAUGCCAAGAAAAAGGCCAAAUACGUUAAGGAGCUCCAUCAAAAAGUGUUCCGACUUGAGGACAAGUCACCUUCAAGAGGGGGGAAUGAUACAACCUCAUCCCAGGAUGUUGCUAUUGAAUCCAUUAAGCUGCCACAAGGGCCUAUCACUAGGUCACGAGCUAAAAACUUUAAAGAUGCUUUGGCAAGCUAUGUGGAUCGAGUUUGGGAGAAACAAGAAGCCGAAUCUAUUCAUCAUGAAAGGAAUAACCCAAUAGGCAUCACUUGCAAUUUGUUACAAGUUGAACUGAAAUUUUAA
This is a messenger RNA of Gossypium raimondii (Peruvian cotton), 720 nucleotides long. RefSeq lists its product as uncharacterized. The coding region runs from base 1 to 720 and encodes 239 amino acids. The record is from RefSeq and is a predicted model, not a curated record. Gene Ontology annotation, molecular function: nucleic acid binding. The transcript is spliced from 4 exons. Lineage: Eukaryota; Viridiplantae; Streptophyta; Magnoliopsida; Malvales; Malvaceae.